Orussus abietinus is the source of this 2410-nucleotide messenger RNA. It is a transcript of the gene Scamp, whose product is annotated as secretory carrier-associated membrane protein 5. The transcript has 8 exons. Gene Ontology annotation, cellular component: recycling endosome membrane; trans-Golgi network membrane. The record is from RefSeq and is a predicted model, not a curated record. Gene Ontology annotation, biological process: protein transport. The coding region runs from base 146 to 1231 and encodes 361 amino acids. NCBI's taxonomy places the organism in Eukaryota, Metazoa, Arthropoda, Insecta, Hymenoptera, Orussidae.
CGUCGAUUUUCUGUAGAGUUUAUCCGUGGCCUUAAGUUGCAAGAUGAUGGAUCGCUGGUUUUAGAUAUAACUCCGUUGUGCAGAUUAUUCGGAUAGCCUGUUAAGAAUUGUAGCGGCGUCGCCGUAGAAAGGUGCCAAACCGAAAAUGUCCAACUUUGACGAGAAUCCAUUUGGCGAGCCAGGCCUGAACGAUCCUUUCUCGGAUCCUGCUAUAAAACGGGCUGUUAGGUCAAAUCUUACUAACAGGGGCAUCGAAGAUUACAACCCCUUUGCAGAACAAAAUCCGCAACAAGGGACCACGCAAGUUCGAGGUGCUUCAAACCCUCCUAUUUAUAGUUCAGUGUCCGCUGCACAGCAACCCGCUACCCUCCAACCUAGCAGUCAGGAACCACCACCGCCGUACAGUCGCAGUGCUCAGCAGUCGGUUCCAGAGACGUUCAGCCCAACAGACAAUUCCAGAGAUACUCGUGCUGGAAAUUCAGAACAGAGGCCACCGAAUGAAGAAUGGAGAGCAAGGAGAGAAGAACCUUCCAGGAGUUCAUCCUAUAUACCAAGUAGGAACAACUGGCCGCCGCUACCUGAGAAGUGCUGCUUUCAACCUUGCUUUCAACAGGACAUUGAUAUCGAGAUUCCUCCGGACUUUCAGAAAAUCGUCCGACAGCUCUAUUAUCUAUGGAUGUUCCAUGGCUGUGUGCUCGUCUUGAACAUUGUUGGUGGAUUUGCCCUGAUACUCACUGGGGAGAAUUACUCAACAUUCGGAUUAGGUAUUCUCUACCUCCUUCUUUUCACCCCUUUCUCGUUCCUCUGCUGGUUCAGACCUGCAUAUAAGGCUUUCAGAAGCGACAGUUCGUUCAACUUCAUGGUCUUUUUCUUUGUCUUCUUCUUUCAACUCAUCGUGACAAUCAUCCAAGCUAUUGGCAUUCCUGGUUCUGGAACUUGCGGAAUCAUAACAGCUAUUGGAGCAUUCGGUCAUACUCCGGGAAGCAUAAUUGUUGGCACUCUUGUACUCUUGAUUGCUCUCUGCUUCGGCAUCGCAGCAGGUGGGGACCUUCUCCUACUGACUAAGAUUCACCGUAUUUAUCGCAGCUCAGACGCCAGCGUUUCCAAAGCCCAGCAAGAGUUUGCCUCAACAUUCUUACGAAACGAGUAUGUACAGAAUGCAGCGAGCAAUGUUGCAGCCACUGCUGUUCGCAAUCAAAUGGCUAAUGCUGCAAACCAACCGCGCUACUAAAAGACAUUUCCGGUCAGUCCACAGAAUGUGUAAAUCGCAACAAUUCGCCUUUACAUUAUCAAUGAGACCGGUAUAGAUCUCUCCAAUGAAUAAAACGCGCAUUACGGCGUCUGCAAAAGUUAAUAAAAUCUAGGCUUAACGAGUUAUCUUGACACAGAAAAUUGGUUUUCUGCAUGACGAGACAUCUUGGUACAGGGAAUUGGUUUUCUGCAUGACAAGACAUUUUGGUAUAGUUUCAAUAUAGUUGGUCUCGCACAUUCAUUCCGGUUGACUCCAAAGUCCAAUACUAUAGAUUCCAACAAUCUUAACGAGAGUUAUGAAGGGUAUUUUGAAAUAGUAGGGAAGUACCUACUUGUACAAGUGUUGUCGAUGCAUGAUUUCUUGAGCUCGGAAAAAGUUUAAGCGAGUUCGGGACGCACAUUUACGUCCAGAGAUGUAUAAUUAUUGCAAAAAGAGCUCUAACAUUAGAUAAACUUAUAAACGAGGAACAUUCUGAUAACGAGAUAUGGACAAUGUCUUUAUCGACAAGGCAUUUUCCUUCGCACUUAGCCAUAUCGUUUACGUCCGUUCAUUGUGUCCUGUAGCAUUUAAUUAUCAAGCCCACUUAAUGACACUUUUCGUGCGCUUAAACAAUUUAUUAUACUUUGAAGUAACUAAUUGCUAAAAAAAAAAAGAACAGAUCCUUGUUCCCUUUCAAGUAUUAUACUGCUUCGAAAAAUAUCAUUUACAUGAAAUAAUUUUCCACCACUUAUUUUUAAAGCAGCACAGAAUUAAUUACAAGUUCACGGUAAUUUAUAAUCGGAGUGUGUCUUCGAAUGGACGUGGGACGGACGUGCAUGAUUUAGAAACAUUUAAGAAAUCAAAAUGCGAUGGUUGAACAUUUUCUUAAGCGUCGCUCUAAUGUCAACGUAUUUGUUCCUUAAUAUUAUUGUCCGUUUUCCACCCGUAAUUGUGCUCUGACAAGUUUUUAAAUUUUAAUUAACGAGAUAGCGCACCGUCUUGCUUAGGCAGGUUAUAGUAUUCUAUUUGAGAAUUAAUAAAGGACGGCGUAUUUUUAAAAUACAUAAUUUUUCACUGUAUAUAACUAUGUGCGAGAGUGCAGUGAAAGAAUGACGAAUCGCUUCGGAUAUCUUUCACCCAAAGAGGAAGAUCUUAGGGAAUAAAUGUGUUUAAAGUUGA